UCACCGUAACCGCCAGUUUUCUCUGAUCACCGCCCGCCGCCCGUAGGUGUCACUCCGGUGUCGGAUCCCCGAUCCUACCCUCGCAGCCCUUCUCCACCGGUUCCUCUUUCUCCCUUCUUCUCUUCCCCUUGUUUCUCCAUCCUUUCUUUUCUCUCUUCUCCUCUGCCUGGCCUGCGGGGGUGUUCCUCCCCUUCCGCGGCCUCGCCUGCUCCUUUCCCUUGCCCCUGCGGUGAGUCACGUGGCUGCUGGAGAGUGGGCUCUGCACAGUACCAAUCUCAAUCGCACGUAAUUGAUAUGGGCCUUGGCUUGACCACAUACAUCAGCCCAAGAAUUUCAAAAUCCCAUUUCCCUUUUGAAUGUAGCUAUGGCUACCAGAAACGGUGCGUACGAACCCUUCCUCCACAAAAAUUGAAAGCUUCAGCCUCGCCUCUCCUUUCGGCUUUUCUUUUCUUCGUCCGGCGGCUCCUCCUCCCCUCCGCCGAUCAGGUGAAGUUUUGCUUAGCUUUCUCUCCAUUUCCUGUCUCUCAAUGAAGUUUACAUGCCUUUGUAAAGGUGGUGGUUUCCAUUUCCCAGCAUGUCAUAUGCUCAAUGUAUCUGGGUUUAGGAUCUUACUUGAUUGCCCCUUGGACCUUUCAUCUCUUGCUAUUUUUGCUCCUGUUCCAGUGGCUCAUGAGGGCCAUGAGUCUUCGGAUACUGACUCGGUUAUUAGGAAAAAGCAGAAGAUGGAAAAGACUUUUGAUGCAAAUGAUUUAGUACAUGCGGAGCCUUGGUAUAAAACUGUAAAAAGUUUGCACCUAUGGGAUGCUUCCUUUAUUGACGUUGUUUUGAUCUCAAGUCCUAUGGGCAUGCUUGGCUUGCCGUAUCUUACUCGGACCAAGGACUUUUCUGCAAAGAUAUAUGUGACUGAAGCAACUGCGAGAAUAGGACAGCUUUUGAUGGAGGAUCUUGUUUCAAUGCACAUGGAAUUCAGGCAAUUUUAUGGACCAGAGGAUUCUUGUUUCCCUCAAUGGUUGAGGUGGGAAGAACUUGAAGUUCUUCAAUCUGAAAUGAAGAAAAUAGCUUUAGGAAAAGACUGUGAGGAGCUGGGAGCUUGGAUGCCUUUGUACAGUGCAGAUGAUGUGAAGGAUUGCAUGAGGAAGGUUCAAACACUAAAAUAUGCUGAAGAAGCUUGCUACAAUGGAAAUUUGAUUAUAAAAGCAUUCAGCUCUGGUUUGGAAAUAGGAACCUGCAAUUGGACAAUAAAUGGUCCAAAGAGAAAUAUAGCUUAUAUUGCGAACUCUAUUUUUGUUUCUAAACAUGCAGCAGAUUUUGAUUUCCUUGGUCUUCGAGGGAAUGAGUUGAUAAUAUAUUCCGAUUUCUCCUCCCUUGGUGCUGCAGAAAAAAUGGAGAAUGAUAAUACUUACUUUGAUACAGUUGCUUCAUUAAAUUUCAGUGAUGAUGUCAACAAUUUGGAAGAGAUGGCUGCAUCCUUGCUUAAGGAUGACGAAAGUAUGGAGGAAAUGGAGAAACUAGCUUUUAUAUGUACCUGUGCCCUUGAUUCUGUUAGAGGAGGUGGAUCAGUUCUUAUUCCUAUUGAUCGGCUUGGAAUCAUUCUGGGCCUUUUGGAGCACAUGUCAGUUUUGUUGGAGUCGUCAUCUGUAAAGGUUCCCAUAUAUGUUAUAUCUUCUGUAGCAGAAGAAUUAUUGGCAUUUACCAAUAUAAUACCAGAGUGGCUCUGCAAGCAGCGGCAACAGAAGCUUUUUUCUGGUGAACCGUUGUUUGAGCAUGCCAAGCUCAUAAAAGAGAGGAACAUUCAUGUGUUUCCUGCAGUUCAUUCACCUGAAUUAUUAACCAAUUGGCAGGAACCUUGUAUCAUAUUCUCUCCUCACUGGAGUUUGCGGCUUGGUCCAGUUGUUCAUUUGCUUCGGCAUUGGUGCUCAGAUCCGAACUCUUUACUUGUCCUUGAGAGUGGUGUUGAUGCUGACAUAGCUCUCUUGCCUUUCAAGCCAAUGGCAAUGAACGUUCUUCAGUGUUCAUUUCUGUCUGGAAUGAGGUUGCAGAAAGUUCAACCCUUACUAAAGACAUUGCAGCCAAAAUUAGUUCUGUUUCCCAAGGAUUUGAGGUGCAAGAUCCAAAUUUCAGAAGCAAACAUGCUUGUUCUCUACUCUGAAAAUGAAACAUUACGUAUACCUAGCUCAAAGAAUAGCACGGAAAUAGAGAUUGCAACAGAUUUGGCUUCCAAGUUCCACUGGAAAACAUUCAAGCAGGAAACAAUCACAAGGCUGGAGGGAGAGCUUUUCAUGGAUUAUGGCAAACAUAGGCUACUUUCUGGGUCCCAUCCAGCAGACUCCAAGCAACAAAGACCAUUAGUACACUGGGGUUCACCAGAUUUGAACGGGCUUCUGACUGAGCUGUCAAAGAUGGGUAUUAACGGAGCCAUAAAACAAGUCAGGGAUGAUGCUGAAUCUGAAAGUGCUGCAGGUAUUGUAGAAAUCCAUGAGCCUAAGAAAGCCUUGAUUGAUGUGGGAGGAACUGGUACUGUUAUCAUUUCUGCUGAUGAGAAUUUAGCCUCCCAUAUUGUCACAGCUAUAGAUAUUGUUUUGGAUGGCAUUUAAAACCGAAAUACAAGCUUUUUUCUCUUA
This is a messenger RNA of Theobroma umbraticum, 2621 nucleotides long. Its product is annotated as integrator complex subunit. Gene Ontology annotation, biological process: snRNA 3'-end processing. NCBI's taxonomy places the organism in Eukaryota, Viridiplantae, Streptophyta, Magnoliopsida, Malvales, Malvaceae. Gene Ontology annotation, cellular component: integrator complex. The record is from RefSeq and is a predicted model, not a curated record.